AUGUCGAGUGAUAAGAAUUUCUUCUGGCACGGCAUUUUGAAUCUUAAUGAUCUUGGUGCACAUGCUUUCUUCGAUGUAAAGAUCAAGAAGAACGUCCCAGAUGCUCCAAAUCAAGUUGGUAUUAUGACCAGCGAUAUUCCUCCACUUCCAAUGAACGAAUCAGAUACACUUCACGUCACAUUCCUCCUAGAGAAUAAUGUUGGUCUUAAUACUGUUCGUUAUCGUGUAGCUGAAGCCUCAUUCCCAGGCAAUCAACUCUAUCAAGCAAUCAAAGAAGUUGCUGGACCACAAACAACAAUAUCUGUACCAUACGAAAAAGGCGAAUGGCAGUUUUCAAAGCAAGGAACAACAUGGAUUUUGCGCCAAAUUCUUUUAUAUGUUCCAAUGGCACAAUUAAGGAAGUUCAUCAAGGACCCAUAA
This is a messenger RNA of Trichomonas vaginalis G3, 420 nucleotides long. RefSeq lists its product as uncharacterized. The coding region runs from base 1 to 420 and encodes 139 amino acids. The transcript has a single exon. The record is from RefSeq and is a predicted model, not a curated record. NCBI's taxonomy places the organism in Eukaryota, Parabasalia, Trichomonadida, Trichomonadidae.